GUUUUGUAACUAUCAUCCUCUUACAUUAAUUCUAACAUUUUCCUCAGCGUCCAGAAAAAUAUGAAUACGAAGAUGGUGAUCAAGUACGAGCAGUUGGUCUGUGCUAUUCUUUUGUUCCUCUGUUUGUUUGCAGCUCGGGCGGUAGCCCAUGAUGAUGUGUUAGAAUGGAUACAAAAAGAUAAUCAUAGUUUCCUCCGUGCCAAUAUCCGAAUCGGUGAUCUCGAUCGCACCAUUAAGUUUUACACAGAAUUUUUUGGAAUGAAAGUACUCAGUAAAAAAAAUUUCCCAGCAGAAAAAUACUCGAAUGCAGUCGUUGGGUUUGGACCUGAAGAAUCUCAGUUUGUCAUAGGGCUCACAGACCACCACAAUGCAGUGGACAAGCUAGACAUUGGGACAGCCUUUAGUCAUUUUGGAAUUUCAACCCAAGAUAUUUACAACACCGUUGAAAAAGUUCGAGCUAGUGGUGGUGUGAUCACUCGUGAACCUGGGCCGCUCGUAGAUGGGGGAGAGGGAACCGUUUUCGCCUUCAUGAACGAUCCCGACGGCUACAGUUUCGAGCUCCUCCAGCGGCCGCCAACUCCACAACCACUUUCUCAUAUAUGUCUUAAUGUUCUUGAUUUAGAUCGCUCUAUUGAGUUCUACAACAAGUCCUUGGGCAUGAACCUACUACAAACGUUUGACUUACCUCAAGAGCGGUAUACCGUAGGUAUGGUGGGGUACGGAUCCAAUCUUACUCAAACAGUUGUUAUCGAGCUGAAAUACAAUUAUAAUGUGACGGCAUAUAGAAGAGGAAAUGGUUAUGCACAGGUUGCUAUUGGCACUAAUGAUGUGUACAAGAGCGCAGCAGCUGUAAGACUGGUAAUCAAGGAAGUUGGAGGGGAAAUAAUAUUACCACCAGGUCCAAUCCCAAAAAUCGACACCAAAAUCACUCGAUUCCUUGAUACAGAUGGCUUUCAAACGGUGUUGGUAGACAAUGAAGACUACCAGAAAAGAAUUGAAGAAAGAGAGAUGAAGCAAAAUCCUUAGCAUUUGGUAUUGCUCGUGUAUUUGUAAUUUUUGUGUACUCUGCUCAUGUAAUUCUAGUUGAAUAAAGAAGCCCUGAUUCGAAUGUGUAUUUGUUUCUAGUCAAUAUUCAACUAA
This is a messenger RNA of Pyrus x bretschneideri (Chinese white pear), 1140 nucleotides long. Its product is annotated as lactoylglutathione lyase GLX1-like. Gene Ontology annotation, molecular function: metal ion binding; lactoylglutathione lyase activity. Lineage: Eukaryota; Viridiplantae; Streptophyta; Magnoliopsida; Rosales; Rosaceae. The record is from RefSeq and is a predicted model, not a curated record. Gene Ontology annotation, cellular component: cytoplasm. The transcript is spliced from 9 exons. The coding region runs from base 61 to 1026 and encodes 321 amino acids.